Penicillium crustosum is the source of this 714-nucleotide messenger RNA. Its product is annotated as GNAT family N-acetyltransferase. The record is from RefSeq and is a predicted model, not a curated record. NCBI's taxonomy places the organism in Eukaryota, Fungi, Ascomycota, Eurotiomycetes, Eurotiales, Aspergillaceae. Gene Ontology annotation, molecular function: acyltransferase activity, transferring groups other than amino-acyl groups. Bases 1 to 714 code for a protein of 237 amino acids. The transcript has 2 exons.
AUGGUGCUACCAGAAAAGCCUGGCUUUCAAGUAACCCGGGUUCCUGCCACUGAGGAAGGAGCUCGCACUAUCUGGGACAUUGAAAUGGCCGCGCAGAAUGACAGCAAUAAGAAGAAUAAUAGCUCAAUUGGAGCCUUACUCUGGCCAGCUCACCUUCAGCCCAAGGUUGAGGGCCCAAAGAGAGCAUCAGAUGGACAAGAUGACGAAAUCCGCCGCAUGAUCCCGAUGCUUGGAGAUCCUAAAAACAUAUACCUGCUGAUAACGGAAGAAGCCACCAACAAGCCGGUGGCAUUUGCAUGCUGGGCUCAUUCUAAGGGCAAGACAGCAGCACAAUGGGCAGAGGGUUAUAGCAACCGAUAUCGCCCGCCGACCAUGAAUGGUGCGCUGAUGGAUGCUACGGGAGGAGUACGUUACCUGAAGCGAGCAGAGCUGCUUGGGGAGAAGGACCUUUUCCAACUGAAAGAAUUAUAUGUUCUUCCGAAUUAUCAGCGCCAGGGGCUUGGGGGUCUGCUGGUGGAAUUUGGUGUUUAUGAAGCGGAUACACUUGGUUUACCUGCUUACACUGAGGCAUCUCCAGAAGGAUUGGGGUUAUAUCUCAAGCAUGGAUUUAAAGAGGUUGAUCGGGUGACAGUUGACCUAGAGCAAUGGGGUGGUUCAAAGGGAGAUGUUAAUUCCUAUGGGCUUUUGUAUCGUGAGGCUAGCUCGUUUAAGUGA